Myotis lucifugus (little brown bat) is the source of this 4878-nucleotide messenger RNA. RefSeq names its product zinc finger CCCH-type containing 6 (gene ZC3H6). The coding region runs from base 343 to 3918 and encodes 1191 amino acids. Gene Ontology annotation, cellular component: nucleus. Gene Ontology annotation, biological process: negative regulation of DNA-templated transcription. NCBI's taxonomy places the organism in Eukaryota, Metazoa, Chordata, Mammalia, Chiroptera, Vespertilionidae. The record is from RefSeq and is a predicted model, not a curated record. Gene Ontology annotation, molecular function: RNA binding; metal ion binding. The transcript is spliced from 13 exons.
AGCGACGCCAUCUUGUCGAACGCCGCCCCGGGGCCGCCAUGUCGGUGAGGAGCAGUCACCGCCACGGCCACUGUCCAAACCCCUGCGUCGCGGCGCGCUCGCCCGCCCGCUCCCGAGCCUCGGCCGCCGGCGGCGAGUAGAGACUAGCGUGGCGGCGCCGGCCGCGGCCGCGCCCGUGUUUGCAGAGAGCCCAUCUCUCUGGCGUGGUUGUUAACAGACUGGAAAGUCUGUGUCUGUGUCGCUCACUAGUAACCGUGAGUUUUUACCGCCUCGUUACGGCGGGCGGCGGGGGUCCCGCGCCCCGCAGACCGGCCCGCAGCCCCGCCCCGCUCCUGACCAAACAUGACAGACUGUGAACACGCAGGGCGCGGCAGAGAAGAUGGUGAAUUAGAAGACGGUGAAAUUGAUGAUGCAGGAUUUGAAGAAACACAAGAACAGGAAGAGAAGCAGAAAAAUGAGAAAGCCUACAGAAAAUCAAGAAAAAAACACAAGAAAGAAAGAGAAAAGAAAAAAUCCAAAAGGAGAAAACGUGAGAAACAUAAGCAUAAUUCUCCAUCUAGUGAUGACAGUUCAGACUACAGCUUUGAUUCAGAUGUCGGACAUACAGAAAGUUCCCACAAAAAAAGAACUGGUUUCUACAGGGAUUAUGACAUUCCAUUUCCUCAGCAUGGGCACAUAUCAGGAAGCUACAUGACAUCAAGGAGGAGUCAAUAUAACAAAAAAUUUAAAAGUAAAGAAUAUGGUGAGUACAGUACCUACAGUGAUGACAACUUCGGUAACUACAGUGAUGACAACUUCGGUAACUACAGUCAGGAAACAGAAGAAGAUUUUGACAGUCAGCUCAAACAUUACAGACAAGCUAAAGAACCCUCCAGUAUUGCUUUAGGAUCAUCAUUUUUUAAAGAACCAGGGAAAAAACAAAGAAUGAAAGGAAUUCAGCAAGAAACAAGAGCCCUGGCGUGGUGGUUCAGUUUGUUGGAGCAUCAUCCUGUAUACAAAAAAGGUACUGAACAGAGGCUUAAAAGUUUUAAUGUUGGUCGUGGACGAGGUUUGCUGAAGAAAAUCAAACGCAAAGACCGUGGGGGAAGAGUCAGUAAAGGGCCCAGUAUGUUUUCAGGAAUGGAUGACUUUCAAGAGUAUAAUAAACCAGGGAAAAAAUGGAAGGUGAUGACUCAGGAAUUUAUUAAUCAGCACACAGUGGAACACAAAGGAAAACAAAUCUGUAAAUACUUUCUGGAAGGGAGAUGUAUUAAGGGAGAUCAAUGUAAAUUUGAUCAUGAUGCAGAGUUGGAGAAGAGGAAAGAGAUCUGCAGAUUUUAUUUACAAGGAUAUUGUACGAAAGGGGAGAACUGCAUUUACAUGCAUAAUGAAUUUCCAUGCAAGUUCUAUCAUAGUGGAGCAAAAUGUUACCAAGGAGACAAGUGUAAAUUUUCACAUGAUGAUUUGACAAAAGAAACGAAGAAACUUUUGGACAAAGUGUUGAACACUGAAGAGGACCCCACAAAUGAGGAUGAAAGAGAGUUAGAGGAACUUAGGAAGCGCGGCAUAACCCCUCUUCCCAAACCACCUCCAGGAGUGGGCCUCCUGCCAACCCCAGCAGAGCACUUUCCCUUUUCUGAUCCUGAAGAUGACUUUCAGACAGAUCUCUCUGAUGAUUUCAAGAAAAUCCCAUCUCUUUUUGAAAUAGUUGUAAAACCUACUGUGGACUUAGCACAUAAGAUUGGGAAGAAACCACCAGCAUUUUAUAGCAGUGACUCGCCACCAGGACCACAAUAUCAGGAAAGCAGCCCACAUCCUCAGCAUAUCUACAGUUCUGGGUCAAGUCCAGGUCCCGAACCUAAUAUGUCUCAGGGACACAGUAUUCCUGUGAUGCACUCAGGCUCCCCUAGACAUCAUCCAUGUGCAGGACCUCCUGGCCUACCAGUGCCACAGAGCCCACCUUUGCCACCCGGUCCACAUGGAGCUGGAGUAAUUGUUCAACCAGAUGGACCUUUGUCAGUACCAAGUAUGAGUGGUGCUUACCAUUGUCCGAGCUUUCCAGAACACAUGAUGAAAGUACCCAGAGAGAAUCACGGUUCUCCAGGCUCAUCACACCUGCAAGGUUCUGGUGAAAUGCAGCUCAGCACCAGUUAUGAGUCCCUACAAAACCCCGCUGAGUUUUAUGAGAAUUACUAUUCUCAGCAUGGUGCACCUAAUUUUCAGCCACCCAGUAACUCUAGUGAUGGGAUGUGGCAUGAUGAGUUUGCUCAGCAUCAGCCUCCCAUUGUUCAAGACUCACCUAACCGUGGGAGUAGGUGUGAUGGCAGCGGCAACAUGACAGGCCAUGACCCCCUGCCUGCACCAGGCCUCCUCCCUGCAGUGCAGAGAGCUCUUUUUGUCAGACUUACUCAGAAAUACCAAGAAGACGAAGAACCAAGCAGCACCCACCCUCAGAGGGCACCCAGCAAAGAAGAAGAUGAUCCUGUUAACUGGUAUUCCAGUAGUGAAGAGGAAGAAGGGAGCAGUGUCAAGGCAAUCCUGAAAACGUUACAGAAACAAACAGAAACUUUAAGGAGCCAGCAGCAGUCUUCCUUGGAACUCGGCACUCCUACUGAUCCAAGACUUGCUAAAGAGAAGAGUAAAGGGAACCAGGUGUCUGACCCUCGACUUAGGACCAUCCCAAGACAAGACAUUAGAAAGUCUUCUGAGUCUCCCGCACAGGGUCUCAGACUCGUGUGGGAUCCCAGGAAACCAAGAGGAAACGGAAGUGGGCAGGCGAGCUCCUCUGCUGGUGCAGCAAAGUGCGAUUUACAUCAUGCACAUUCCGGCGCUAACAUCAAACACAAGAGAGGAGAUGAUGAGGAAGAGGACACAGAACGAGAACUGAGAGAAAAGGCUUCCUUAAUACCCCUGGACUCUCCCCCCGGGGCAGUGCUCCAGGAUCCACGGUCGCAGCUGAGGCAGUUCAGUCACAUUAAAAUGGAUAUCACACUCACCAAGCCCAACUUCGCAAAACACAUCGUGUGGGCUCCAGAGGACUUACUUCCAGUCCCUUUACCAAAACCCGACCCCGUCUCUUCAAUCAGCUUACCUCUGCCCCCUCUAAUAGCUGACCAGAGGCUAUGGAAUUCGAAAAGCGAUCUCCAUCAAAGCACAGUACCCCUGGAUUCAAAAUUGGCAGUCAAAGCCAAAAUUAACACAACAAGCAGAGAAGGCUACCUGGAACCUUUUGGGGACUUGCACAGUUCAGCAAGUAAAUUGGGAGACCCCAGGCUACAAAAAAAAUGUGAUCCUAGACUUCACAGACUGCACAACACAGUAUCUCAGCAAGCAGUUACGAAGGAGUCACAUACACCAAAGUGUGCCCCUCACUUGGCCAGGUUAAGCCCUGGUGCAUCACAGCCCUCAGCGGCAGUAACCAGCGACUCUGGGCCUGGGGUUUUGCCUCCCUACACUCCUAAACUGUCGCCUUCAGCUGGUGUUCCACUGGGGACUCCAAGUUCAGUUCUCAGUGGUAUUAGUUUGUAUGACCCUAGGGAGCCUGGCUCAUCAUCUGCUCCAGAGCCAGCAACGGAAAAUGCAGAGAACCAGAAAAAAAGUGGUGGUUUAAAAGGCAGUGACAAAAAUGAGCGCGCUCCUGGAGAAGCAGCCCUGCCACAGAAAACCACUGCCGACGCGGAGGCCACUGUCCAUGGGCCAGCCGACGCACCGGCCCAUGUCCCCAGCAGCUCCUGUGCAGGCCAGGUCCCCGCAGUGCACAGCCUUCCUGUGCAGGCGUUAACAGGCUUAAUGAAACCCCAGUACAGUGAUCCCAGGCAGUCCAGGCAGCUGGGACAGCUGAGCCCCACCCCAGAAGAUGACCCCAGUGGGGAAACAGAUGACAAAUCUCUGAAAGAGGUUUUUAAAACUUUUGAUCCAACUGCUUCACCAUUUUGCUAGCUACUGUGUAAUUAAGCAGUUCUUUUCAGUCUCGUGACCAUAGCAGUCCUCGCUGUUUUGUAACUGGUUUACCUCUAUAGUUUAUUUAUUUUUAAAUUAUGAACACUUUUCAGCUGCUAGUAUCAGAACCACAUGAAGUUAUAUCCUCUAAAGGCUGUGGUAUUUUAUAUAAUAUUUUUAUAAAUUUAAGAGACAGUAGCAAGUGACAUAGAAACCUAUAUAUCAUGUUAGCUUCAGUAAAAAUACUUUUUUUGUAAAUAAACCAUCAUGAACUGGACACUCUGCCUGAAUAUAUGCCAGUUGUCUUUCUUAAUCAAUGUUUAGAUAAAUGAUUACCACUUUUAUAUGGUUGUUCAUUUCAAGCAAUAUGAUGUAUAUUACUUUUGGGAAACAGUAUUUUGACUAGGAUCCUCUCUGUCAACACAUAACUGCUAACAAAAAUGUAAAAUGAAAUAAAACAUUUUAAAUCAUAGUUAGCAGAACAGUUCAUAUUUAAGGGCAUCACUUUUAUUAAUGUGGGCAAUAUUGUGUAAAUGAAGCAUUUGAAUGUCAUAUCUUUUAAAAAAUAUUUUAUUGUAUCAUAGAAGUUAGAGAUAUAUAAGUAGAUUGUUUUGCUGAAGUGAAAAUUCCCAAGUUCUCUGACAUACCUUUUUACAAUUAAUUUUCAUAUUAAAUAGUUAUGAGUUACUGCUGUCACCUGGUGAUGUUUAUGUGUGCUCAUGUGUUUUGUCUUUAGCAGUAUAAUUUAUAUUACUUUUUCAAAUGAUGUAGAUACAAUAAUUGUAUUCAUCAUGACCUUGGCAAUUUUUACAAACUUUUAAAAGAUUCAGUGAAAGUCUAUCGUGAUUAUUGCAUUGAUAAUGUUUUAAGUGUCCAGGUUCCAUAUUUUUUUAAAUAGCAAGAAAACACAGAGAUAUUGUAGUCAACUGUGUGGCUACCAAUAAAAAAACUUUCAGAUCU